AUGGGCCGGGUCAACUUUUGGGAUAUUUACCAUGAUAUCAAAGGCCUGAUGCGCCGACGAACUGGCGAAUACGUCCUACAGAGUACUCCAGGCUGGGGAAAAUCAUACAUCCUCGCAUUACUUGCUUGUCUACUCAUGCGUCGAAGGAAGGUCAUUUUCAUACCAGAAUGUCAAAGUUUUUCUGGGUCGGUUUUCCAUGAAGUUAGGCUCUCGUACGCUCUUGCGUAUGCGCGAGACGCACAAAAAUUUCAGUACCUGAUGGAAAUGAGUUCAUGGGAUGAACUGAUAAAUUUCACGGACUAUGAGCAUGACAUCGGCGUUCAACCUAUAUUCAUAAUCGAUGGGACCCGAGCAGAAACUUUGAGUUAUGGAAACCCCUCUACCAUCAUUGCCGGUGAUUGUAGAGGCAUACUGUCCGAUAGGAACAUGUCAAACCUGAGACGGAUUUCCUUUGAUCAAAUUCUGAUACGGAGUUCGAAUUCAUUAAGUAGCACUGAUCAGGGAUCUCGUAUCCAUACUGAUGGGCGUUUCUUUUUUGGAGGGCUUACAACGGUGUGCACCUCUGUUUUGGUUAAGUAUACGAUGGGUGGGAGCUAA
Messenger RNA from Orbilia oligospora ATCC 24927, 597 nucleotides. RefSeq lists its product as uncharacterized. The transcript has a single exon. NCBI's taxonomy places the organism in Eukaryota, Fungi, Ascomycota, Orbiliomycetes, Orbiliales, Orbiliaceae. Bases 1 to 597 code for a protein of 198 amino acids. The record is from RefSeq and is a predicted model, not a curated record.